ACAUGCGCAGUGGCGCCGAGGCGAGGUCGCGGCGAAGCAGAGGCGCUGGGGCUUCUGGGCCGGGUUUCCCAGGACCGGGCUGGAACGUGCAGCUCCUGGCCGGGCCACGCUCUGCUUUGCUGGGAAGGGAAGUGGCGGAGCCCGAGGACCCGCUGCCGCGCGGGACUGAGCCGGCCACGCAGGCGCCCGUGCCAGCGCCGCCAUUGUUGCCUGUGGCCUUAGGGCCGCUCCGGCUGCCCGUCGGCCGGGUCCCAGCGACAGGGUCUCUUAUCCAUCCCUGCAAGUUCUGGGCUCAGAAUUUGUCACUAAGGCUGCUAACUCUACCUUGAUUCUGUUCUGCCCUCGGCUGCAGCAGCCUUUGAUAUAGUGUCCUUGUGACUCUAGCAUGAGACUUCAAGCAGUUGCCUCACUACUGGAGAAAUAAAGGAUAUUGCCAGAUUGACUCACCUGUCUGUAGCAAUGUUAGUCUCGAGCAAGAGGAUGAACAGCUCUUCACGUUCCCAAAUCCUUCUAAGGUGGAAGUCAGACAAGGCUCAGAGUGGACCCUACCAUGUUGAGAAGGAAAUCCUUACUUCGAGAUUCUUACGUGACACUGAGACCUGUCGACAGAAUUUUAGGAAUUUUCCAUACCCAGACCUGGCUGGUCCUCGAAAGGCAUUGAGUCAACUCCGAGAGCUCUGCCUUAAGUGGCUGAGACCUGAGAUUCACUCAAAGGAACAAAUUUUGGAACUGCUGGUGCUGGAGCAAUUCCUGACCAUCCUGCCUGGUGAGGUUAGGACUUGGGUAAAGUCCCAAUAUCCAGAGAGCAGCGAGGAAGCAGUGACUCUGGUGGAGGAUUUGACUCAGAUUCUAGAAGAGGAAGCUCCUCAAAACUCUACCCUUUCCCAAGAUACCCCAGAGGAAGACCCCAGAGGAAAACAUGCUUUCCAGGCAGGGUGGCUAAAUGACUUGGUGACCAAAGAAUCAAUGACAUUCAAAGAUGUGGCUGUAGACAUCACCCAGGAGGACUGGGAGUUAAUGCGUCCUGUACAAAAGGAAUUAUACAAGACUGUGACGUUACAGAACUAUUGGAACAUGGUUUCUCUGGGACUUACAGUGUACAGACCAACUGUGAUUCCCAUAUUGGAAGAACCAUGGAUGGUGAUAAAAGAAAUUUUAGAAGGCCCUAGUCCAGAAUGGGAAACUAAAGCCCAAGCAGAGGAUAUGUCUAAACCCACAAAAGAAGAAACCAAGACCAUCAAAUUAGAAGACUCAUAUGACUAUGAUGACAGAUUAGGGAGGCGAGCCACAGGAGGCUUCUGGAAGAUUCCCACUAAUGAAAGAGGCUUCAGUUUGAAGUCAGUCCUUUCACAAGAAGAUGAUCCCACAGAAGAAUGUCUUAGUAAAUAUGAUAUAUAUAGAAAUAAUUUUGAAAAGCAUUCAAACCUAAUUGUACAGUUUGAUACCCAGUUAGAUAAUAAAACUCUGUAUAAUGAAGGCAGGGCAACCUUCAGUCAUGUCUCGUAUGGUAUUGUACAUAGGAAAAUACUUCCUGGAGAGAAGCCUUACAAGUGUAAUGUGUGUGGGAAAAAAUUUAGAAAAUAUCCAUCCCUCCUGAAACACCAAAGCACCCAUGCCAAAGAGAAAUCAUAUGAAUGUGAAGAAUGUGGGAAAGAGUUUAGGCAUAUCUCAUCCCUCAUUGCACAUCAGAGAAUGCACACUGGAGAAAAACCAUAUGAAUGCCACCAGUGUGGUAAAGCCUUCAGCCAGCGUGCACACCUUACUAUACAUCAGAGAAUUCAUACUGGAGAGAAACCUUAUAAGUGUGAUGACUGUGGAAAAGACUUUAGUCAGCGUGCACACCUUACCAUCCAUCAAAGAACACAUACUGGAGAGAAACCAUAUAAAUGCUUGGAAUGUGGUAAAACCUUCAGUCAUAGUUCAUCACUGAUUAAUCAUCAGAGAGUUCAUACUGGAGAAAAACCUUAUAUAUGUAAUGAAUGUGGGAAGACUUUCAGUCAGAGUACACACCUCCUUCAGCAUCAAAAAAUACAUACUGGGAAGAAACCAUAUAAAUGCAAUGAAUGUUGGAAAGUGUUUAGUCAGAGUACUUACCUUAUUCGACAUCAGAGAAUUCAUUCUGGAGAGAAGUGUUAUAAAUGUAAUGAAUGCGGAAAAGCCUUUGCUCACUCCUCAACCCUUAUUCAACAUCAAACCACUCAUACUGGAGAGAAAUCAUAUAUAUGUAAUAUAUGUGGGAAAGCCUUCAGCCAGAGUGCAAAUCUUACUCAACAUCAUAGAACACAUACUGGAGAGAAACCAUAUAAAUGCAGUGUGUGUGGGAAAGCAUUCAGCCAGAGUGUGCACCUUACUCAACAUCAGAGGAUUCAUAAUGGAGAAAAACCCUUUAAAUGCAAUAUAUGUGGGAAAGCAUAUAGACAAGGUGCAAAUCUUACUCAGCAUCAAAGGAUUCAUACUGGAGAGAAACCCUAUAAAUGUAAUGAAUGUGGGAAAGCUUUUAUUUAUUCCUCAUCACUCAAUCAACAUCAGAGAACUCAUACUGGAGAGAGACCCUAUAAAUGUAAUGAAUGUGAUAAGGAUUUUAGCCAGAGAACAUGCCUUAUUCAACACCAGAGAAUUCACACAGGAGAGAAACCCUAUGCAUGUCGUAUAUGUGGUAAAACCUUCACGCAGAGUACAAACCUCAUUCAGCAUCAGCGUGUUCAUACAGGUGCCAAACAUCGUAAUUAAUGGAUAAGGGAAACUUCAUUUAGGUUUUACAACUUCAUUUCAAUAUUAUUUUGUGUGUUCUGUGUGUUAAAACAUUGAGAAGAAAUCCGAAGAAGUGCAAUAUGCUAGAUACCACUCAGCAAAAGUAUCAGAAUUAGUGGUAUGGAUAUAACCUAUUUAGAUUUAAUGUGAAAUUUAAGAAGAAAAUUUGACUUCUUAACCUUUAUUUGAUAUGAGUUUAAUUCAUUACAGAAAGAAACCCUGUGAAGGGUAUUCAAAAACAUAACUCAUCAACUCUUUAUUUCAAGUACAGUCAUCCCUCAGUAUACUCGGGGAAUUGGUUCCAGGACCACCCAUGUAUACCAAAAUCUACCCAUACUCAAGUUGCACAGUCAGCCUGGCGGAACCUGUGUAUAUGUAAAGCCCUACAUCUACGCAGGUUUCCCAUCCCUGAAUAAUGUACUUUCAAACUCUGUUCAGUUGAACAAAAAAAAAUCCAGUAUAAGUGGAUCUGUACAGUUCAAACAUGUUGUUCAAGGGUCAACUGUACAUCUUAAUGAGGCCUUAUGAGUAUAACUUGGGAAAGUGUCCAUCAAGUAGAGAUUUCACACUAGAGAGUAAUCUUAAAAUUGCAGAAAAGAGAAAGCUGCUUUCAGGCGUUUUAUUUUUUCCCAGCUUUGAAGCCUUAAAAUAUGUAAAGGAUUCCCUCCUGUUUUACUUCCCCUUCUCCUGUUAUGCCAUAACUGCCAUAUGGAGCCAGUAGGUUUGAAAAAACAGUUGAAAGUAUCUUAAAGAUUUCUAUGUGAUCACUGUUUAGUUACACCUUCCCUCAGAUACUGAAAUAUUAAAGGGAGGCUUAAUGAAAGAUAUAGUAGAAACUAAUGUGUAUAUAAUAUUAGAUGUGUAUAGUUAAACAGGCAAAAAUUAAAUGCCCCAAGUUUAAAUGAAUUUUUAAUACAUGUUAGCCUUGAUUUCACUAGGUUAUGAUGUUCAAGGUCAUCCUUAUGGAAAAAACUAGGUAUAAGGUAUACAGUUCCCAUUUUUUUCACCUGACUCCUAAAUUUAUAUGUCAGCUUUCUCUGUAACUGUUUUACUAUGGAAAGUUCAUUUCUUCCAUUGAAACACGUUUCUUGAGUAUCUACUAUGCUCAGGUCCCAAACUUCUUAAUUGGAUCCUUUCAAGGCUGGUUACAAUGCUGAAAAUCACAGGUGAUUUACACAACAGAAAGAUUUCUAGAGUAAUGAGAAAGUGACGUGAUAUUUUGUCAUGGAAUGAGCAUAAGCAACCUGCUAAAAUGGGUUGCUAAAUGGUACCUAGAUCCCAAGAGAAGGUAGUGGAAGUAAUGGUGCAGCUAAAUAAAUAAUGUGAGAAAAAAAUAAGUAAUGGAAAGUAGAUUUGGGUUCACUGGAGAAUGUGGGCCAGAGAAGGUGAAAUUUUAAUGGAGUGAGGAAAAAUACAUAGAUAAUUGCUAUAACAUGAAAAAUAAUUGGACUUGCUUUGUCUGUGGAAUGAAAAUGGCUAAAUAAAAAAGAAUUCAGCCUGGUUAUAAACUAAAAACAAAAUGACUUAUUUUUAAGGAAUAAAUGGAAGCCUGACACUCCUUCAUACAUAAAAGAAAAAUAGAGAUUACUCUUAACAUGUCAGGAAAAAAAUUAAUUGUAAAAAGCACUGACACAGUAAUCAUUAAACAGUGAUAACUGGGUGAGUUCUAAACAUAGAAAGAAAACUGGCAGAAAUGCAAAUAGAAAUAGGUAAAAAAAAUACUAUUGCAUUUCAUAUUUAUAGCAUUCCACUACCAGAAUAUAAGGCCAUAUUCUGAGAACUGAGAUUUCAUUGUGCUCGUAUUUGUUUUUCCAGUCCCUUGCAUAAUAGCGCAUGGUCAAUACAUGGUUGAAUUAAUUAAUUAUUGAAUGAAUAAAUUAGAUAAAUUAUAUGAUUUAAUUUAUAAUUAAUUAGAUAAAUUAGAUUUCAGUAAUAAAGUAGAAUUAACCGGCAUGAAGUGAAAAUUGGUAUAACUAAAAAUACUAUUGUGCGUAUAUCAAAGAAAUGUUCAACAAAUAACAUUUACUUGGGAACUGCUUAAAAAUAGUGAAUCUGAUUUCAUGGGGCAUCUACACAGGAGAUUUUCCCAAGCUAAAUGAGGGGAAAUUGAUAUCAAUUCUGAUACUAUAAAUACCAAUUUAAGCAUGUAUUAACCAUGCAACUUCCUUUGGACAUUACUGUUUAUAAAACUAUCCUACAAACAGGUACUGAAGGUUAGACCCGGGAUCCUAGCAUCCUAAAGGCUAUAUUGCUGAGUGUUUUCUUUAAGAAACUUGAUUUCCCUUUCUCUUACAUUAGUUAACCUUGAUUUCAUAGUAUUCUGCACAAAGUACAGGCUGCAGAAUACUCAAACUGUGCUUAUAUAGUUAUGUUUUUUAAAAAAAAAAUAACAGUUUUUGAAAAUCUUAUUUUUUUUAUGCUGCUUCAUCCCUCACACAACACUUAUUUCUCUUGGUUGAGCAUGUGGCAUGUUAAAGUCCAUAGCAUCUUUCUUUGUUUUACUGUAUAUUUCCUGCCUUGUAUGUUUUAUGUAAAUAAUGCAUUUAUAAAGUUUUCCACUGAUACACAGAGGCAAUUGAUGCCCUUAUAAAAUAACAGAUUAGUAAUAUUGGAGAACCCUAGAUCUUUGUGUAUUUUUCCCACUUUUACAGUUGUCUGACCCACAAAUUAUUCAGCAGUUUUUAGCAAAUAGCCUUAUUUUUCAGAACUUUUUAUUGACCCACAAAUUAUUCAGCAGUUUUUAGCAAAUAGCCUUAUUUUUCAGAACUUUUUAUUAUGAGUUUUCAAAUAUACAGAAAGGUUUAAAAAUAAUAAAAUGAACUGCAUACCACCUAGAUUUAAAAACCAACAUUUUGCCAUUUUUUUUUAAACAAACAUUGGAAAGUAAGUUACAGACAUGACAUUUUCAUCGCUAAAUACUUAAGCAUGCAUCUCAUAAAAAUCAGGACAAUCUUUACAGAACCACAAUACAAUUGCAUACCUUAGAAAAAGGACAGUAAUUCCCUAAUAUCUGAAGACCUAGUCUAUGUUUAGAUUUUCUUUGUUGAUCCAGUCAGUUUUCACACAUAGUAUUUGAUUUUUAUGUCUGUUUCAUCUAUCUAGAACAGACCCCACUUUGGUUUUUCCUCUUUAAGAGAGCAGGUCAGUUGUCUUGAAGAAUGUCUCACAUUCAGGAUUUAACUGAUUAUUUACAUGUGGGUUGUUCCUGUACCCCUUGUAGUUUCCACAAAUUGGAAGUUAGGGCAAAAGGCUUAAUUGGAUUCUUUAAACAUUUUAAUGAUAACACCUGACAGAUGUAUUUCAUAGUGCAUCAUAUCAAAAGUCUCACUAAUACCAGGUUGACUCACUAUCAAUGGAUCACUCAGUUGAGGUGGUAACCACCAUAUCUUCCCAAUAUAAAGGUAGUUUUUCCUAUUGCAAUUAACAAUUUGUGGAAUGGCACUGGCAGUAUAUAGAUAUUUUGGUUGCCAACAACUUCUUACCUGGUAAAAUGUAACCAACGGUGAUCCUUGCCUGAAUCCAUUGUUUUAUCAGUGUUUGCAAAAUGACAGUUUUAUAAUUUUAUUUUACAUUUGUUGAGUAGCAUUCUUGUAUAGCCUUCCCUCAUCAACUAGGAAUGCACUAGAGGCAGAGUAAGGCUCAAUUAUUUUCCCUUAAUUACCAGUGUUGGAGUUUAAUUACCAGUAAAGAAUUUGGUGCUCUCAUCUGCAGUGAUAACAGAUGAUUCAAUGUGUUAACAGUCAUUUAUGCUCAUUGUUUCUGAUGUUCAGAUUGUCCCAAAUUUGGCCAGGUGCAACCCUUAAAGUAGCUCUUAAUAUCCUUUUGACAUUCACCGUCUACUCUUUUAUUGCCUUCCAACACAAGGUAUAGCACCUAAAUUGGAGAGAACACUUCCAUGUUAUGCAUGCUAGAAAGCAACAAAUUAGCUCCAAAAGACCUGUGACAAGGCCAUCAGGAAAUUUACAAGGGAAUAGAGCUUAUCAGUUAAUCUGCCAAGUGGGUUAAGUAGAGGGCAAUUAAGAGAGCAACUAGAUGUAUACCUAAUCUAUUACAUGUCUUGAUAAAAUUAUGGUAUUUAUAAGCUAAUAGCCCUCCUUUCCCGUCACAUCUCUUAAGGUAGGUUUCUGGUAAGAUCUAAAUAUUAAUCUUAAGGAUCUGUUUCAUGCAAAUCUAAGUACUAGUUUUUCUUGCUAAACCUUUAUUUGGGCUCUAAAACUUUAAGGCCGUUCUGUUUCAUUCUUUGUCUUGUGGUGUCAGUUCAUUUGCAUGUGCCGGUAAAUGUAUUCUUACUCCUCUAUUACUGUUAUUCUCCCCGUGGCUCUAUAUUUCAUCAUAAUUAGUAGCCCCUUAAAACACUAUAAUCAUUAAAAAUGGCAAGCAUGUGCACUACAGUGAUAUGUACAAAUGUAUGUGUAAGUGUGUAAGCAGCAUCAGGCCCUGCACUCUGUAUGAAUGGGAAAGUGAACCGCAUGAUGCUGAAGUAUCUUGCUUGAGGUCAUAUGUCAUAUAAUGACAGAAUAAGGAUUGGAACUGCAUAGCUCCAGCACCUAGUUGAGUUCUCCUUGUAAAAUAAUGUUAAAUGGAAAUUCUGAGUACAAACAGUAUGUACCUACAAUUUUAUAAAACUAUGUAUUUUUAUGAGAUUAGAGCACCAAAAAUUUUUUAAACUGUUUUUGUCUUUUUUCCCAUACAGUUUCUUUCUUUUUCAUUUGUUUGUUUUAGGGAGCAGAGAGUUUAAAAGGCAAUCAGGGGCAAGAAGGAAGGGAAAAGGAAGAAAGAAGAAGCUCCCCUGUACAGAGACAGAGGGAGGGGGUCUCCAAAGCUGAAAGAGGAGGUCCCCACCUGCCACAGAAACCAGCCAGGUAUAUAUGCAGAAGCUAGAGGUGUUUGAUUUGCAUAGGGUUCCGGGGAUUGAUUUGACCAGGCUUGUCAUUCACAUAGCGUGAGAAAGAGCUGGCCUACUCACCCUAGUCUUUUAAUAUGCAAAUGCAGAGUACCAUGAUCUACACACGUGGGGAUAUAUGGGGGUGGCCAUGUUGCCAGGAACAUAUGUGGCAAGGGCAAGAAGGUGGGAACCACAGUGUUGGGUGGACCCAGUUUCUAAUGGCCAACAUUUGCAUAUCAAAGGUUGCUGGCCUAAGAGCUGGGGCUUUACAAGAAACUUUUCUGGAAAUGCUUUAAAAAAUGAAAACUUCCUAAGGACCACCUUUUCUCUCUGAUUUCUUACUAACUCCUACCACAUUCCUCCCUGUGGUGAUACAACACUAACUUGCUGUUAAGUGGUUUUGGGCAAUGACUCUUUUUGACUACUUCCUGCUGAAAAAGGGCAUCGAAUGGAGAACAGCAGCUAGGGCACCUUCUGAGGUCAACUUAAGUGUCCUUGGAAGAAUGGCAUGUCCAUGUGUGGUUCAGUUUGCAUCACCAUUAGGAGUUUGAUUGCUUCCAGGCAAGAAGAAACAAUUAGAGUUAUAGUAUUGAGUAUACAGGGUUCAAAUGUCAAUACAAGAUAUAUAAGCAAGAGAGGGCUUAAUAAACGGGCUAACCAAUUCCAUAAAGAAGACUAGAAUUCAUUAAAGAGGGAUUGUAGCUGACAUUUUCCCUGAGCCUGUUAAUAAUUUUGAUAUGAUUUUUAAGUACCUAUAGAUUUUUCUCUAUUUUACUAAAGGUGUUAAUCAUUACUAAACCCAAUAAAAAGUCCUAGCAGACUCA
Messenger RNA from Cebus imitator (Panamanian white-faced capuchin), 8460 nucleotides. RefSeq names its product zinc finger protein 287 (gene ZNF287). Gene Ontology annotation, biological process: regulation of DNA-templated transcription. The transcript has 6 exons. Gene Ontology annotation, molecular function: DNA-binding transcription factor activity, RNA polymerase II-specific; RNA polymerase II cis-regulatory region sequence-specific DNA binding. The record is from RefSeq and is a predicted model, not a curated record. Bases 460 to 2730 code for a protein of 756 amino acids. NCBI's taxonomy places the organism in Eukaryota, Metazoa, Chordata, Mammalia, Primates, Cebidae.